Molecule: messenger RNA, 342 nt
Organism: Trichomonas vaginalis G3
Lineage: Eukaryota; Parabasalia; Trichomonadida; Trichomonadidae
Product: DNA/RNA polymerases family
Exons: 1
Coding region: 1-342 (113 amino acids)
Source: RefSeq, a predicted model, not a curated record
AUGGAUAGAAAGUCUGCUAGAAUAAAAGCAGAGUUACAAAGAUAUGGUUGGAGAGUUUCGAAGAAUUUUAAAUAUAGGAAGGGAAGACCCAUAAAAGUCUAUGACAAAUUGUCUGGUCUUCGCUACGAAGUCAAAUCCAAAGUUGUGGUUUACUAUGAGAACAUUGACGCACUCAUGACGAACGAAGAAGGAUACAACAAACUCAUUGAAAUGGGAAUGGUCGGUGAAAAGAUGGGCUGUUUUAAGCUAGAUAAGGUAUUUUCCGAUUUUCAUGUAAUAUCCAAGCGUAAGUACUGGGGCAUACUUGAAGACGGCACAGAAAUAAAACAUUGCAUGAAAUAA